This is a messenger RNA of Pimephales promelas (fathead minnow), 2524 nucleotides long. RefSeq lists its product as uncharacterized. The record is from RefSeq and is a predicted model, not a curated record. NCBI's taxonomy places the organism in Eukaryota, Metazoa, Chordata, Actinopteri, Cypriniformes, Leuciscidae. Gene Ontology annotation, biological process: regulation of transcription by RNA polymerase II. Gene Ontology annotation, molecular function: RNA polymerase II cis-regulatory region sequence-specific DNA binding; DNA-binding transcription factor activity, RNA polymerase II-specific.
UCAGACACGCCCAUUACUUCCAUCUUAGCCAUGUGGAUAGUGACCACAAACGACUGCACGACCGAUCCGUUUGUUUAUGCAUUAUAACUUAUAUUUUGCAUGUUCAGGCCGAGAGCAAGAUGUCCCAGUCCGUGUCCAGAUUUCAAGCAGAGGUGGCGGCCGUUAUGGAGGUGUUACUGAAGGUGGCCGUCGUAGAGAUAACGAAAGUUUUCGAAGGACGCGCAUUGGAUUGCCAUGGCUGCACGGUCGACAGAGAAGCUCAGAUCAGAGAGGAUCUGGUUCGUCUCCCUGACAUCAGGGCUCAUAUGGAAAGUGCAUUGACUAAUCUUUCGGACAAGAUGGUUUGUAGCGUCGGUGUGCAAGUGGGAGAGACACUGCUGUCCAACCCCCAGGAUCUGUGUGUGUCCACUGAGAAAGACAGGAUUUAUCUGCUGGAUUCCAAAGGAGAGGAGGAGGGGCUUUCUCCCUCUGAGAGUCUUUGCAAGGAGCCUCCAGAAGCAGUGGAUUUACAAUGCAUGGUUGACCUUCCAUGCACAAUCUUCAAAGAAACUGAGAUUGGACUGGGGAUAGGAGAUCCCUUAAUUCAUGGCACCCCACGGACAGAUGACUUGAAAAAACCAGAGACAAUUCAGGAAAAUGGUUUUCAAGGACUUGAUGUUCUUGAGGAAACUUCUUCACACUCUAUAGUAGAUCCAGAGUCUCAUCUAUUCAGCUCUGUUCUAGGUAGCAUUCCCAGUGCUGACCUUUCCAUUGACGGUAUAAACCAGUGGGACCAUGGUCUUAUGGAAGUAAAUACUUUGCUGUCUGUUGAAAAGUCACCUCGCAUUGAAUCUCCACAAUCAAGCAAAAUCCCAACGGAGGCCACUGAACUCAGCCAGGCAUCAGGUAAUAGUGCUUUGAAUGCAAAGAAGGUGCGUUUCCAGCUGAGCAAAACGCCUUUCGAUUGCAAACUGUUGCGGCCUUGUUCUGUGCAACUUGUGAACCUACUGAUGCUGUCAAGUGCGCAGAGGGUGAAUGGAUCCAACAAAAAAUGCUUCUCUACACCCAAAGAUCUGCGGGCCCACCAGCGUGUCCAUACGGGACGUCGGCUGUGCUGCUUUAAAGACUGUGGGAACGGCAUUUGGCGCCUACAGGGAGCCCUCUCACAAGGGCAUGCUCAUGCCUGCAAGAUCUGUGGCAAAAAGUUCAAACGCAAGAAGAUCCUAAAGCGUCACGAGCGCUUUCAUACAGGCGAAAAGCCGUAUUCCUGCAGAAAGUGUAAAAAGACAUUUGCCCUACGGAAAAGCUUGCGAAGGCACGAGCGGUUCCACACUGGAGAGAGACCUCACGUCUGCCCACACUGCAGGAAAGGCUUCCGUCUCAAAAACAAUCUCAAGGCUCACCUGCGCUUUCACUCUGGUGAAAAGCCCUUCAUUUGCAACCUGUGCUCGAAGGGUUUUAGGAUCCUCAAAAACCUUGAGAAACACAGGCUCACUCAUUCGGCGCCAGUUAGCUUUAGAACUCUUCAGUAACGGAACAAAUGGUUUGUGUGGCCUAAACCAAACGCCAUAUUUCUACCUCGCAUCAGAACCACUGGAUCCAGCCGGUAAAUCUAGCACCCGAGUUGAUGCACAAUAGCAGACCGGAUAUCGGAACAUUGGGGUGACUCAUUUUACGUGUUCAGUUUUAUUUGUUUCUCAUUGAUACCACAUUGUAAAUGGUUCUCAUGUUGAUUAGGGUUGUUUGUGGACAGUUUUCUUCUGGUGUAGACUUUGGUCUUGACUGCAUAUGUACUAAUCAUAAACACAUCUUUGAAAAACAAGAUUUUUUUUCAUUAGUUUCAUGCCACUAAAUGUAGAAAAUCCAGGGCAAUAGUGGGUUCAAUCCUGCAGUACAACAUAAACAGACUUGACUAAUUAUUGCUUGCUGUAAAUACUUUUCAUACUUAUAUGAUGCUUUUUUUUGUAAAUACGACUUUUUAUCAAUCGGGACCUUUUUGACAUGCCCAUCUAGACUAAUUCAAGAAGAUUUGUGUGUGUGUGUGUGGUUGAACACUGGAGAGAAUUGGAUGCUGCAGGAUUCACAGGGGUUUAUAUGUCCUUGUAAUAAUUUUUAAAGCAACAUACUUUAGAGUCUUGUUUACUAUUUGUUUAGCAUGCUUUGCUCACUUUAAGCUUAAGCUAAAAAAAUGUUGUUAGUCACUCUUUUGCUCGCAUUUCCACUUUAUUACUUGUACUUUUUAACAUUUGAUGUAAUCUCUUUGUAUGGACCAAGCUAACAUUUAUCAGAGAGAUUAUUUUAUAAACAUGCUUUUUUUUUGUUUAUCUUGACCUUUUUUUUGUACAAAAAAAACUUUAUGCUUUAAAUCACAUGAUUUUAGUUUGACAUGAAAAACUUGUAACAUUUGUAGUAAGAUUAGUGAGUUUAUAGCAAACAAAAGAAAUUGUUUCAACCUUAGCUUUUGCUUUAAAUCCUCUUUUUUACCAUUAUGACAAACCUAUAUAGUUCAUUUUUGAAUAAACAAUAACCUCAUAUCUUUGUUUAA